Messenger RNA from Perca fluviatilis (European perch), 2043 nucleotides. RefSeq names its product tubulin polyglutamylase complex subunit 2 (gene tpgs2). NCBI's taxonomy places the organism in Eukaryota, Metazoa, Chordata, Actinopteri, Perciformes, Percidae. Gene Ontology annotation, biological process: protein polyglutamylation. The transcript is spliced from 7 exons. The record is from RefSeq and is a predicted model, not a curated record.
GGUGUGUUACCAGCUAAGUUAUUUGGAGAGAGGUGACGUUACAUGGCAAAUAGCUGCAGGGGAUACUUUUAGGGGUUUCUGCAAAUUUGUGAAGACGAUCUUCCAAAUGGAAGAGACAAAAGAAAGCUUGAUAUUUAAAGGUGUUGCUGAGAGACUGACGCUUGGCAUUACUCGAAUACUCGAGAACAUGCCUGGUGUGGUCGAUGUGCGUUUUGUAGAGAGGGAGCCUGCAGAGAAGAGGAGCCUGCUGUCAUGGGAACAGAAAAACACUUGUAUUUUGCCAGAGGACCUGCGAGAUUUCUAUCUGACAACGGAUGGAUUUACACUAACCUGGAGCGUUAAACUAGACAGUGAGUGUGUUCCCCUAGGAUUGAUGAUGAUUAACAGCGUGGCCAGGCUGUGCCCACUCCUCCAACCAGUAUCAUUAUUCUCUCUACCCAAUGCACCAUCACUGGCUGACCUGGACUGGGAGGAGAACAGCACAGAAAGUGGGACAGGGCAUUCUCCCGCUGCACCCCACUUUGAUUCCCGUUGUCGCAUCUUCGAGCUGGAUUCCUGUGGUGGGAAUGGCAAAGUGUGUCUAGUCUACAAAAACUGCACUCCAGGUGUGGUAGCCCAGCAGAGUGAAAUUUGGUUCCUUGACCGCUCGCUGGGUUGGCAUUUACUGACAGCAACCUUCACCUCCUACUAUCACCGUAUGAUCGUAUGACCUAUCAUUUGGCACAACCCCUACCCCCCCACCCCCCACCCCCCCCCCCCCCCCCCCCCACAGUGGGCAUCGCUGUACCAGCCACUGAUUUUCAGCAGUGAACUCAGCUUGGCUGAUCCUGCUGGAGAUUCCCAUCUCAACAAACUGGAUCCUACAAAGGCCUUCAAAGGCAAAGCCAAGAUACCCAUCCCCAAGAAGAAGCAGUCCACACAGUGCAGCUUAGGGAGCACUGCAAAGAGCCAAGGCAGCACAGGAAGACACAGUGGGGGAAAGCGGUGAGAAUGUUUCCACCCAAGGAAACAUUUCAACCAACUUUACUGUCUACACAACCAACAUGGCUUAGAGCAGCUGUCAAUUCCAUCAUUGGCUGGAUUAGAGCAUAUUGUAUGAAACUAAGUUUGAAAUGCUGCAUGUCUAAAUAGAUUCAUAGCCAUUGUUUUCCUCAGCUCAACACAGGGAUCAAAUGGUAACCAGCUGUUGGAGGCAACAUGGCAUGUAAAAAGGUGCUUUUUAACCUCGUUUAUGUGUCAGAGGUUUCACGCAGCAAGAGCAAUUGCCGUAACUGUAAAAUGACAUUAUGUUGGCCUGUCAUACAUUUCAAAACACAAGAAACAUCAUGCUAAUCAUCAUUUUUUGUUUACCGUUCACUACUCAAGUGUUAGUGGUGGAGAAAUGAGGCUUUCUGAAACACUGACGCUUUCCAGCAAACAGAAUCACCAAUAGAUUCAUUAUUCAAAGCCUCAUAUAACAGUGUUUUAACUAGUGACACCUAGUGGUAAAAAUAACUAAAAGCAUCCAAUUCAUAAAAUAUGAUUAUGUGCUUCUGACGCAUGACAAAUAAUCCUGACAUAGUAAAAAAUUGAACCACUGCUGUAACCAAUGAGUACACAGGAUGUAUUUGUAGUUGUUAUCACUAGGCUUGUUUUGCUGUUGUAAAUAUUAAAAUUCUAAUGUAUCAUACAACAAUAAUAUAAUGUAUACAAUUUGAAAAGAAGUGUGAAAAUGUCUAAAUAACACGCUUAUGUGACUAAAACUGAAGGAAACUGGAAGAAUGAAAAUAAUACUGUCGGUUUUAGUUGGACACUUUGAAACUCAGUGAUGAACAAAUGAUCACAGAAAGAAAUUGAAAACGAUUGACACUGAAAAUGUUUGAGCCAAUACUGAGCAUCAGUGGAAAGUGCUGUAUCUGACACCUCCAGAGCUUCAGUUUCAAACAUUCCAUGACUUCAGAGUGCAAUCAAAUCUGAACCUUGAAAUGUAACCUGUUACAUUAUCAAAGACUGAAAAUAACCAUCAAGUUGGGCUUCAGUGAUCCAAGUUUCUCACUGGCCAUU